Molecule: messenger RNA, 606 nt
Organism: Saccoglossus kowalevskii
Lineage: Eukaryota; Metazoa; Hemichordata; Enteropneusta; Harrimaniidae
Biological process (GO): protein peptidyl-prolyl isomerization
Cellular component (GO): endoplasmic reticulum
Molecular function (GO): peptidyl-prolyl cis-trans isomerase activity
Source: RefSeq, a predicted model, not a curated record
CACUGUAAACUACGGCGCGGUAAACAUAUAAACAUGAAUAUGUACGCCAAAAUCGCGUGGUGCCUUCUUUUGGUUGUUUUGUUUGUAGAGUAUGUAGACAUGAAAAAGAAGAAACAGAAGGAAGUUGAAAUAAUUACAUUGACAAAUGAUGAGGAUUGUUCUGAGUAUGCAGAGGAUGGUGACACAUUGCAGAUACAUUACACUGGAAAGUUGGAAAAUGGCGGAGUUUUUGACACGUCAUAUGAUAAAGGGCAUCCAUUUGAGUUUGUUCUUGGUGCUAAAAAAGUGAUCCCUGGAUGGGAAAAAGGUUUGAAAGGCAUGUGUGUAGGUGAACGCAGAAAACUGAUUGUACCACCAAACUUAGCAUAUGGAAAAAAAGGAAGCCUGCCGACAAUUCCACCUGAUGCUACGCUGAUCUUUGAAACACAGCUGAUGGGACUUCAGAAACCAAGUUUUGAGGACAAAUUGAUUCCACAUAUCAGGUUUCUAUCUAUUCCAAUAGCAUUGGGUUGCGUUCUUUAUUAUUUCUAUGAUAAACUCAAGAAAAUGCCAUCAGAUAAAGAAAUCAAAGCAGAAAAGAAAGCUGCAAAAAAGAAAAAGCGCUAA